Molecule: messenger RNA, 2174 nt
Organism: Spinacia oleracea (spinach)
Lineage: Eukaryota; Viridiplantae; Streptophyta; Magnoliopsida; Caryophyllales; Amaranthaceae
Product: jacalin-related lectin 3
Exons: 7
Coding region: 434-2005 (523 amino acids)
Molecular function (GO): carbohydrate binding
Source: RefSeq, a predicted model, not a curated record
AAGCAGAUUUGGAUGAAUAUGACUAACAGUGGAGGCAUCAGCAUCAAAAGGAUGGUAGAAUGACCUUACCAACAUUCAGUUAAUAAAACUCUUGCAUAAAGCCUAGCUUGUGAGUAUUUGGUCAAAACCUUAGCUGAAUGGGAAUCAGCUUUCUGUGAAAUGACUCUUCAUACCUGAAUUGUGAAUCCUAUCCCUCUUACCUGCCGUAUGUAAUCGCUAAAGCCUAAAGGCAGUGAUGCAGACAAGAUAAGAUUCUGAAAUUUGGAUCAACAUGCACAUAAACCAUGCACUAUCAGUUUUAUAAAUCAGGAACUCGGAUUUCUGCAGAAACAGAAACUACUGAGACCACAAAUUCCGUGCAUUACUUCUAAGACAUCAAAAGAAAACUUCCCAGUUCCCACCUUGAGUGAAUUUCUUCUGAGCUAAAAGGGAAAUGAACUUGGAGGGGAAAUCAUUUGGACCGUGGGGAGGCCAAAGGGGGUAUCGAUGGGAUGAUGGAGUCUAUUCAGGUGUAAGGCAAGUAGUGAUCUCUUCCAGUUCAGUUGGAAUCCAUUGCAUCCAGUUUGAGUACGAUAAGAAUGGUCAUGCUAUUUGGUCUGACAAGCAUGGUGCCAACUCUGGUACCAGGUCUGAUCAGAUCAAGCUUGACUACCCUACGCAAUUCCUAAUCUCAAUUAGUGGAUACUAUGGUUCUAUAACAGAAGGUGGUUCAGUGAUUGUCAGAUCACUUUUCUUGGAAACAAACAGGAAAACAUAUGGACCUUUUGGCAUUGAACAAGGAGCUCCUUUCUCGUUGCCUGUAACUGGUGAGAUGUUAGUGGGUUUUCAUGGAUGGAGCAGCAUAUACCUUGAUUCAAUCGGGGUUUAUGUUAAGUCUCACCACCAAACGGUCCAAACAAAACUUCUGGAGACACAAAGGAUGAUCCCUACUAGCCAUGUUAGUAGAGUUCCUGGGAUUAGCAAGAAAGUCCUUUCAUUUGGACCAUGGGGAGGGGAUGGUGGAAUGAUAUUCGAUGAUGGGAUUUAUACAGGGGUACGAGAAGUGCAUUUAACGCGAUCAGGAGGGUUGGUAUCAAUUCGAGUCUGUUAUGAUCAAAAUGGGAAGAUGGUUUGGGGGAACAAGCAUGGUGGAUCUGGAGGACUCAAGCAUGAUAAGAUUGUUUUCGACUAUCCCUACGAAAUGCUGACUCAUAUAACAGGAUACUAUGGAUCCAUGAUCUUACGAGGACCUACAGUGGUUAAAUCAAUUACUUUCCACACCAACAAAAGGAGUUAUGGACCAUUUGGAGAUCCACAAGGAUUUUCGUUCUCCACGGGCUCAAUAGGUGCAGUUGUCGGGUUUCACGGCAAAAAUGGAUACUUUGUGCAUUGCAUCGGAGUCCAUGUUCUUGAUAACAUAUCAGUCCUCCCUCAGUCUUAUCCUGAUCCUUAUGACAUGCCUAUCCUAAAAAAUUCUGAGGUGGUUUGGGGAGUGCCAAGGCAACCGGAUCUGUAUGAAUCAGGGCCAUGGGGAGGUGAAGGAGGUAAGCUUUGGGAUGAUGGAGUAUACAGUGGGGUCAAGAAAAUUAUUUUAACAAGAGGAGAUGCCAUUUCAUCUAUACAAAUUCAGUAUGAUCAACAUGGUCAACCUGUUUGGUCUUCUCUACAUGGAAUACCCUAUGAUGCUUGCACCUACCAUAUAAAAAUUGAUUACCCAUAUGAAGUGCUUACGGGCAUCAGUGGAAACUACGAUGUCUUAGUUGGAGAUAUGCAAAGAAGGAUAAUAAGGUCCGUCACCUUUCAUACCAGCAAAGCCAAAUAUGGACCGUAUGGGAAACCCAUAGGCACAUAUUUUUCUUCGGUGAACAAAGAAGGUAAAAUAGUUGGUUUCCAUGGAAGGAGUGGCACUUUCUUGGAUGCUAUCGGAGUCCAUAUGCAGCACUGGGUGAGCGAUGAACUGUCACAUGGUCCAUAUUCUCCCGAAAGAGGAGGCAUCAGAAAUAUGCUGCACAAAUUCUACAAAUGACUAUGUUUGUAUAAAGUGCACGGUGGCAGGCUGUGGGAUCUAUAUGUGUAUAUUGUAGUGUGGAAUCUGCUUGUAUGAUGAUUUUCUGAACAUGUUUGCUUACUUUUAUAUUUUGCUUUUAUCAACCCUGUAUAAUUUAUGAUGCAUGUUAUGUGUACUAAUUAUCUGA